AUGGCUUCCGCCGCAGUGGCACCGGCGGAACUUCCGCAGCGCCAGCUCUCCGCGGACUUUGUCAUAGAGAGGGUGGUUGCGGCGGGCAAGGCGACCCGUUGCGACGGCGCUCAACAAGCCGCGGACGAAGAGCACGUCAGACGACACGUCAGCUCGCUUCCGGCGCGGUAUGUUGCAGCCGGCUACUCGCCGGUGACCGUCAGGAGCCACAUGGCGCUGCUGGAGGAAGCCGCUUCGUUGCGUGAUGGCGUUCCGGCGAUCAGACUAGACGUGAAGAACGGCGACUCGAGCAGCGCCGGUAGCACGCAGCAUGACGCGGUUUCUGUCGCAGCCAUCGGCGCGGCGGGCUAUUGCGACUCCGACGACGAUUGCGACUCAUCAGUCGACGGCUUGUCGCUGGGGUCGUUCGACGACUCGCUCUCAGUCAGUCGCACGGAGAUCACCUUCGCAUGCAGCUCGCACGUGUGCGCGGACGCGCUUUCGUCCGCGCUCCAUCGCGCGGGGAUGCGCACGUUCGGCAUGACGACGUACGACACUAAGAACGGCUUCACUCUCGGGCACUUCAUGUUGCGCGCGUCCAUCGCGCAGUUCUCCAUGCGCGAGCUCGAGGACGUCUUCGCCGCCGCGUGCAAGCGCCAAUCCCCGCGCGGAUCCCUCCCCGGCUCCGCCCCCCGCGCGCUGCAAGCGCUCCCGGAGGUGCUCGGGGAGAAGCUGACACACCUUCGCGGCGCGAUGAAGAAGAAGCUCGGCGCGCUCAUCAUGGACCCGAUGAAGCUCGAAAUCGGACCUCUCAUCGCGGUGGGCGCGUCGGGAGAGGUGCGCAAGGGCGUGUACGAGGGCGAGGAAGUCGCGGUGAAGAUUCUCAAGGGCGAGGGGAAAGACGUUCACUCCAUGGUCGCGGAGUUCCGCCGCGAAGUCGUGACGCUGAUGGCGUGCGGGGAGUGCCCGCAGCUGCUCAAGUUCCUCGGCGUGUGCGUGGACGUGCGCGGGCGCAUGUGCAUAGUGACCAAGUACAUGGAAGGCGGCACGCUCAGCGACAUGCUCCGCCGACGACAACCGCUACAGCCGCUACAGCCGUCUCAGCAGCAGCAGCAGCAGCAGUGUGGAACAGCGAGGAAACCGAGCAUGAGCGAGGUGUUAUCGAUCGCACUAGACGUCGCAAACGCCAUGGCGUUUCUCCACAAGCACGGCAUGAUUCAUCGCGAUCUUAAAUCCGCGAAUAUUCUCCUCGACCGUGACAACCGCGCGGUCGUGGGCGACUUCGGGGUCGCGCGAUUAAAGACGGAGCGCGGCGAGAUGACUAAGGAGGUCGGAACGUACCGUUGGAUGGCGCCAGAAGCCUUCGGAACGAGCUCCUGGCCCGUCACGCACAAGGCUGACGUGUACAGUUAUGGAAUCGUUCUCUGGGAGCUGAUCGCAGGGGAGCUACCGUUUGCGGAUUAUUCUCCGUUACAGGCUGCUGUGGCGGUGGCUCUUAACGGAGCGCGGCCUCCUGUGCCGGAAUACUGCCCUCCCGGGGUUAGGAAGCUGAUGGAACGGUGCUGGGACAAAGCGCCCAAGGAACGGCCGGAAUUCACGGAAGUGGUAACUGUGCUGCAGCAGCUGAUGCGGGAGGAGGAGGCGCAGCGGUAG
This is a messenger RNA of Closterium sp. Naga37s-1, 1632 nucleotides long. Lineage: Eukaryota; Viridiplantae; Streptophyta; Zygnematophyceae; Desmidiales; Closteriaceae. The record is from the annotation of a GenBank genome assembly.